Esox lucius (northern pike) is the source of this 3014-nucleotide messenger RNA. RefSeq names its product fibroblast growth factor receptor like 1b (gene fgfrl1b). The transcript has 7 exons. The coding region runs from base 388 to 1863 and encodes 491 amino acids. The record is from RefSeq and is a predicted model, not a curated record. Gene Ontology annotation, cellular component: plasma membrane. NCBI's taxonomy places the organism in Eukaryota, Metazoa, Chordata, Actinopteri, Esociformes, Esocidae. Gene Ontology annotation, molecular function: fibroblast growth factor binding; fibroblast growth factor receptor activity.
AUGGAAUGCCACAGAAAACUUCGAUGCUCUAGGCAAAAAUGAUGCAGAAGAGCACACCUGGGAUGAGGAGAGGGAAGAGCACCCGUAAAAUUGGCAGUUACUUAUUAUUUUCUACGAGUACACGAGUACACGCAUAUUCUUCAUCCUUAAUUUGAUCAGAUACUACUUUGCCGCGAUGUCGUUGAUAUGACGCUGAACUAAACUCAACAAUUUCCCGCCCGGGCGAAACGUCGUAUACCGCUAUACAUGUUAUAUAUUAAAGACAUUUGAUUACAUUCGAUUUUAAAAUCAACGUGUGAACAUUGGAAAGUGUUAUUAACAUAAGUUCUGUGGGAAGCAACUACUUGGCAAAGGAGACCCGACACACUCACACGGCAGUCGCUGAAAAUGUUCUCUAAGGAUGGAUGUCUGGCAGUGUGUACAGUGAUGUUUAUCCUGCUGUCAUCAAGUGAAGCUAGAGGUCCGCCUUGGGUGAGCCGUCCGGUGGAGGAGCGUCAGACCGCCAGGCUGGGCCGGACGGUGCGCCUGGCCUGCCCCAUCGAGGGUGACCCUCCUCCCCUGGUGCUGUGGGUGAAGGACGGACGGAACGUCCACCCGGGCUGGAGCCGCUACCGGGUGCUGAAGCAGAGCCUGAAGAUCAAGGCGGUGGAGCCGGGGGACGCCGGGGGCUACGUGUGCCGGGUCACCAACGGGUUCGGGAGCGUCGCUCUCAACUACACCCUCAUCGUCAUCGAUGACACAGCAGCGACGCGCACCGACACUCCGCCCGCCAUCGCCCAACCCAACACUGCGCCUGACCAGCCGGACCCCACCGGAGAGGCGUGGGUGAAGCCGCGCUUCAGCCAGCCCACCAAAAUGCGCCGGCGGGUGCUGUACAAGCCGGUGGGGAGUUCUGUGAGGCUCAAGUGCCAGGCCAGCGGCGUCCCUCCGCCCGUCAUCACCUGGUGGAAGGACCAGGCCCCGCUGCCCCCACCGCGCCAGAACAAGCGCCCCCAGUGGACCCUAACCCUGAAGAACCUGCAGCCCCAGGACAGUGCCAAGUACACCUGCCACGUCUCCAACCCAGCCGGGCACAUCAACGCCACGUACAAGCUGGAUGUCAUCGAGCGCUCUCACUGCAAACCGGUCCUGACGGGCACCCACCCGGUCAACACCACCGUGGAGUACGGCGGCACCGCCUCCUUCCAGUGCAAGGUCCACAGUGACGUCAAGCCCGUGGUCCAGUGGUUGAAGAGGGUGGAGCCAGGCACAGAGGACCGUUACAACUCCACCCUGGAGGUCGGUGGGCAGCAUUUCGUGGUUCUGCCCACGGGGGACGUGUGGUCUCGGCCUGACGGCUCGUACCUCAACAAGCUGGCUAUUGUCAAGGCCCGCGAUGAGGACGCUGGCAUGUACAUCUGCCUGGGAGCCAACACCAUGGGCUACAGCUUCCGCAGUGCUUACCUCACCGUCCUGCCAGACCCUCAGGUGGAGAACACGGUAACCCCACCCCACCUAAAGUCUGGUCUGCCCUGGCCUCUAAUCAUCGGCAUCCCAGCCGCGGCACUCCUCAUCGUGGGAAGCAUUGUACUCUGGCUGUGCCACAGUCGUCGACGCCACAACACCCUGCCCCCGCGGCCCAUUCACGUGGCCCACCGGGACCAUCACAUCCCGGACAAAGAGGCCAGCGCCACCACACCCUGCAGCGGCCUGACCGGCCCUGACUACCCGAGCCAGAGACUGGUGGGCCUGGGAGCCCCGGCCCUCGGCGGGGCCCCUAAGAUAUACUCCAAAUUUUACACAGACACGCACACACACACACACUCCCACGCCCAUGUGGACGGUAAGGUUCAUCAGCACCAGCACUUCCACUACCAGUGCUAACCAGACCCCCCCCCUCGUCUCGCCCAGAUGGCCUUGUUUCCUAGUCAGUGCUGCUAUUCUCACCCAACAAUGGACUAUGAGCAAGGGACAAUGAGCCAGGUAGAUUGUACCAUGAACUUGUAGUUCAUAUGAACUACAGCUCCCAUGCUAAGAAGUUCUGAAAAUGUCGCAACACCACCUACCAGGUUGGAUCCUGGGAUAAGCAUGGAGUAAGCUGCCUGCUUUGGAGGAAUACCGAUUCAGUAAGGAUUCUCAGGGCAAAAAUAACCUAGAACAUUUGCUAUUGAGUCAUUUCUAUGUUUUCUUGUGUUUUUCCAUACCAGUCCACUGAUAGUAAAUCACAAAUUUUAUUUUAAACAAAGAAAGAAUGGUUCAUGUCAGGUUGGAACAAAAUAAAUCUAGCAUGAUCGACUAAACAGAAAUAUUUGUGUUUGGAUGCGUGCAGCCCUGGAUAUAUCGGUAACAAGUUAAUGGAAGAAAUUACCAAUUUGGUUCAAUUUAGGUAAACUUCCAUUUUAGGAUUUAAAUUAAUUAUUCCUAAUAUAGCACACUUUUCCAAACAUGUACCCAUAUCCAAACCUCCAAAGUAAUGUAAUAAUCUUUAAGCUUGUGCAUAUUGGAUAAAUUCUAUAUUUGUAUAUCAUAUGAAUUGGAAGAAGUAACUGUGACAAACUAAAUAUCUAGCCAAAAUGUUUACAUUGUGAUAGCUUUCAUAUUGUCAUUAUAGCUAAACAAACUGUGGUGUCCUCUUUUGAAAUGGGUGGUAUUGUUUUUUUGAAGAGAUUUACUUGUGUAAGUUUCAUGUAGGAAAGUACAGUUAAUCAGGGAAAUGAUGGAUGAAUGAACGAACGGAUGAUGGAUGGUCAGAUGGAUGAUGGAUAUAUAGAUUUUUAAAUGGAUGGAUGGAUUAGGUGAUAAGUGCUUUUUUUACAUAUGUUUUCAGAUAUUCUAUGUAUCCAACUACAAAAACAUUCAGUAUUAUUAUUACUUUCAUUUACCUUGUAUGUCAGAUUCCAAUUUAUGUUACAGCGCUAUAAAUGUGUAUAUGAUUUACAUUUCUUAUGAGGGUACAGUAUAUUGUUGUAUAAGGUACAUGAAGACGAAUUGUAUCUGUGUCAAUUUGCUUUAUAAAACUCACCAAAAAGAAAUUA